Messenger RNA from Leptosomus discolor (cuckoo roller), 1854 nucleotides. The record is from RefSeq and is a predicted model, not a curated record. NCBI's taxonomy places the organism in Eukaryota, Metazoa, Chordata, Aves, Leptosomiformes, Leptosomidae.
AUGACGCAGGCCAGGCGGCUGGCAUGGCAGGGCCCCCCCAGCCCUGGCAGAGGUGCCAGCUUCUUCCCCCAGGGCUGGCAGCAUCGCCAGGAAGAAGUGGCCUUUUCCCUCGUUGAGCCACUAACGGCGGGGCUGAAGUCCACCGCGGGGCAGGUCCUGGGGGGCAGAUUCCAGCCCCGGGCUCACAGCGUGGCCUCCUGCGCCUCUCCCAGCUCUGCUUUACCAUCGCCACGGCCCGGAGGCCAAGAUGGCCAGGCAGGCAGUGCCCGUCCUCCUGCUGCUGCUGGCGACUGCUCCGACGAGAACCAGUGUGGGUACGUGCGGGGCUCGGCGGUGCUGGGCACCCCUUUCACCUGUGAUUUCGAGGAAGGCGACUGUGGCUGGCGGGACGUGAGCACCUCGGCGUACAGAUGGGUGCGAGGCCGGGCCAGCCUGGCCGUGUGGGGCACAGGGCCCCACUCAGACCACACCGUGGGCACCGACCGGGGGUGGUUCAUGGUGACCGUGUACCCCCCGGCAAAGACCAUGGCCACGGCCUGGCUCAUGUCACCGGUGAUGCGGGAAGCAGCCGCCACGUGCGAGAUCAGGGCCUGGUACCACCUCUCGGGAAGCGGGCUCAACCAGACCGAGCGGCCGGUGCUGCGCCUGGCCAUGGCGUACGGCGAUGAGGUGGUGGAGCUGUGGCAGAGCCCCAAGCAUGGAGGCGAAGGUUGGCACCAACUGGUCACCUACUCGGGCCGGAUCAAGGAGCAGUUCCAGCUCAUCUUCUCCCUGACGCAACCGCCCACGUGCGGGGCAGAGCUGGCGCUUGAUGACAUCAUCUUCAGGAACUGCGGCUUGCAGGAGCCUGGGCAGCAGGUCUGCGGGGCGGAGGAGAGACCCUGUGGCCAGGGCUCCUGCCUGGCACAGCACCGCUUCUGCGAUGGCACCGACGACUGUGGGGACGGCUCGGAUGAGGAUGAAACGCGGUGCAAGUCCUUCACCUUCUGCCCCUUUGAGCACAAUCUCUGUGGCUGGGAGGUGGAGGACCGGCAGCCGGCGUGGGAGAGAAACACGAGCCUGAACCUGGGGACCACAUACGGCAUCCCCACCCGGGACCACAGCAGUAACAGCAGGGCAGGUUUUUUCCUCCACGUGGGCAGCGCCUCAUCUGUGGGGGCUGGCGGCGUGGCGCAGCUCAGCAGUCCCACUUUCCAGGGCAACAACUCCUGCUCCCUCGUGCUGUACUGCCACCUCCACGGCUCGGCCACCAGCAGCCUCAGCAUCUCCUACGUGACCAAAACCACCCAGAAGCUGGUGAGGGAGAGAAUGGGGGACCUGGGCAAUUGCUGGGUCCGGGAGAGAGUGAACUUCAACGUGACGGAGAGCUUCAAGGUGCUGAUCGAGGGGGUGGCCGGCAGCGCAGGGACUGUGGCCAUCGAUGACCUGAUCCUGUCUCCAGGCUGCGUGCAGGAGCAGGAGAAGCUUUCAACCAUGCUGCCAGGCCGGGUGGGCUCCCCCAGCCACUGUACGGCUGAGGAGGUGGCCUGCGACAGCGGGGGCUGCAUCGAUGCAGAGCUGGCCUGCGACUUCACCGAGACGUGCCCCGACGGCUCCGACGAGAAGCGCUGCGGAGCAACCACCUUUGAGGAGGGGGCCGGGGGCUGGCACGACGUCAGCGUGGGGCGGCUGCGCUGGGGUGUGCAGGGGGCCACCAAGCUCUCCGACACCCUCCUCACAGGUGCAGGGUCUUUCCUGGCCCUCCAGGCAGGAGAAGGACAAAUGUUGGCUGCUGCAAAGGCACGCACGCCUGUCCUGGGCCCCGCCGGCCCUGCCUGCGCCAUGGAGAUGAGCUACAGCAUCCACAGCGGCCCC